GGGUCUUGCCUAAUAAAACAAAGAAGUGGAAAGAAGAGGAGUGCUUUAUAUUAAGUUAAAGAGAGUUUACAAGAAUAUAUGAAUCUGAGAGAUAACUCUUUUUGGAGAAUACAAAAAAGCGUGGAGCAUAUUUAGAGAUAGCAAAGGGGUGGCCAUGGAUGUUAUUAUUUCAAUUGCUGCUAAAAUUGCUGAAAUUAUGGUUGCACCUAUUGGACGUCAAUUUCGUUACAUACUCUACUACAAGGACUACCUUAAAAAGAUGAAAACUGAUGUCCAGAAGUUGGAGGGAAUUAAAAACAGUGUGCAACACACUGUUGAUGAGGCUAGAAGGAACGGAGAAGAGAUUGAAAAUGUUGUCCAAAAUUGGAUGAGCAAAGUGGACAACACUUUUGCGGAGGCAAAUAAACUAAUUGACAAUGAAGACCUUGCAAUAGGUCAACGUUCUAUGCGAAACUUUCCCAAUCUGCGCACAAGGCAUCAGCUGAGCAAGAAGAUUAAAAAGAUGAUACAAAAGAUUUCUGAAGUCAUAGUAGAAGGAAAAUUUGACAGAAUAUCUUACCGUGCUUCUUUGCAAGUAACAAUCACACCAUUCGGUAGAGGUUAUGAGGCCCUGCACUCAAGAACAUCAAUGCUGAAUGAGAUUAUGCUUGCAUUGAAGGAUCCUAACAUCUUCAUUAUUGGUGUGUAUGGGAUGGGUGGAGUGGGGAAAACGACAUUAGUGAAAGAAUUAGCUUGGCAAGCUGAGAAUGAUGAGUCAUUUAGUGCUGUAGUUAUGGCUACUAUAACUGGUUCUCCAGAUGUGAUAGAAAUUCAAGGCCAAAUUGCUGAUGCCUUGGAUCUGAAAUUUAACAAGGAGACCAAAGAAGGAAGAGCAAGAGAAUUGCGUGAAAGGAUAACCAAGGAGAAGAGUAUUCUUGUUGUGCUGGAUGACAUUUGGAGGAGACUUGAAUCGACAGAACUGGGGGUUCCAUUUGGUAAUGAUCAUAAAGGAUGUAAGGUGGUGGUGACAUCUAGAGAUAUGAAUUUGUUGAGCUGUGAGUUUGGUACUCAGAGAGAAUUUAGACUUGAAGUUUUAAAUGAGGAGGAUAGUUGGCAAUUGUUUAAGAAAAUGGCAGGUGAUGUUGUUCAAGAUUUCAAUAUAAAACCAAUUGUAGUAAAAGUGGCCAGACGUUGUGCUGGAUUUCCGCUUUUGAUUGUUACUGUGGCAAAGGCUUUUAGGAAGAAAAAAAUCUUUGAUUGGAAAAGCACAUUAAAUGAGUUAGAGAGAUUUGAUCAAGAAGGGCUGCAUAAGAAAAUAUAUUCUGCUUUGGAAUUGAGUUAUAAUUGCCUAGAAAGUGAUGAGCUAAAGUUUUCUUUGAUGGCGUCCUUGUCUAUUGAGAAUCAAGCGGUGAUUGAUAAGUUGCAAGUGGUAUGCGAGUUUCCAGAAGUUUUCCCUGAUGAAAUUCUUGAUGUGCCGCCAGAGAGGGAAGUAGAAUUUUCUAUUGAUCUUAUUCCGGGUACGAAGCCUAUUUCUAUGGCACCUUACCAUAUGUCAGCUUCCGAAUUAGCUGAGUUGAAAAAACAGUUAGAAGAUUUGCUUGAUAAAAAAUUUGUAAGACCGAGUGUAUUGCCUUGGGGAGCACCGGUGUUAUUGGUUAAGAAGAAAGAUGGUAGCAUGAGGUUAUGUAUAGAUUGCUAACAGUUAAAUAAAGUGACAAUAAAGAAUAAGUAUCCACUUCCGAGGAUCGACGAUUUGAUGGAUCCGUUAGUGGGUGCGCGUGUGUUCAGUAAAAUGGACUUAAGAUUAGGCUAUCACCAGAUUAAAGUGAAAGAUGAGGAUAUUCAGAAGACGACCUUUAGGACACGUUACGGACAUUACGAAUAUUCUGUGAUGCCUUUCAGUGUUACUAAUGCGCCAGGAGUGUUUAUGAAAUAUAUGAAUCGUAUUUUUCAUACUUAUCUGGAUCGUUUUGUUGUCGUGUUUAUAGAUGAUAUUUUGAUAUACUCCAAGUCCGAGGAGGAACAUGUCGAGCAUUUGAGAAUUGUUUUGCAAGUGCUGCAAGAGAAGAAGUUAUAUGCCAAGUUAUCGAUGUGCGAAUUCUGGUUGAACGAAGUGAGUUUUCUCGGUCAUAUUAUUUCUGGUAGUGAUAUUGUUGUGGAUCCAUCUAAGGUUGAUGCAGUAUCGCAAUGGGAGACUUCGAAGUCGGUUACCAAAGUUAGGAGCUUUUUGGGUUUCGCAGGUUAUUACGGAAGGUUUAUUGAACGAUUUUCCAAGUUAGCACUUCCGUUAACUCAGUUGACUUGUAAAGGUAGAACUUUUGCAUGGGAUGUUCAGUGCGAAAACAAUUUUAAUGAACUAAAGCAACGUUUGACGACGGCUCCGAUUUUAAUACUACCAAAAUCUGGUGAACCAUUUGUUGUAUAUUGUGAUGCGUCUAAGUUGGGUUUAGGUGGUGUGCUUAUGCAGAAUAAUAAGGUAGUAGCUUAUGCAUUGAGGUAGUUGAGGAUUCAUGAACGUGAUUAUCCUACUCAUGAUCUUGAGUUAGCUGCAGUGGUUUUUGUACUUAAAAUUUGGAGACAUUAUUUGUAUGGUUCUAGAUUUGAAGUGUUCAACGAUCAUAAAAUUUUGAAGUAUUUAUUUGACCAGAAAGAAUUAAAUAUGAGGCAGCGAAGGUGGCUUGAAUUGCUAAAGGAUUAUGAUUUCGGGUUAAAUUACCAUCCGAGUAAGGCUAAUGUUGUUGCAGAUGUUUUAAGUAGGAAAACAUUACAUGUCUGCUAUGAUGGUUAGAGAGUUGGAGUUGCUUGAACAGUUCAGAGACUUGAGUUUGGUUUGUGAAGUGUCGCCACAGAGUGUGAAAUUGGGGAUGUUGAAGAUCAACAACGAAUUUUUGGAUAGUAUCAAAGAGGCUCAGAAGGUGGAUGUGAAGUUGGUAGAUUUAAUGUUUGGGAAUAAUCAGACUGAAGAUGGUGAUUUUAAAGUUGAUGAUCAAGGAGUGUUGCAGUUUCGGGAUAGAAUAUGAAAAAGAUGAUUCUAGAAGAAAGUCAUAGAAGUAAUGUGAAUUUUUAAUAUAAAGUUUCAAUCUAAUAGCUAUGAAUCACGGAAACCGGACACGAUACUGACAAACAUGUUGACAACAAUGAUAAUUUGAGAAAAUGGCAUUAUGAUGCUGUUACUUACACUGAACACGCUCGUCGCAAGACAGUGACUGCUAUGGAUGUGGUUUAUGCGCUCAAGAGGCAAGGAAGGACCCUUUAUGGUUUUGGGUGUUAGGUUAGGGUAUUGUCAUGUUAAUUAGUAGUAAGAAAAGUGAAUUAGUAGUAAAAUUAGUAAUUAAUUAGUAGUAAGAAAAGUGAAUUAGUAAUUAGUCGUAAUAACUUCAUGAAUCUUUUAGUAUUGUAUCACUUUUCUAACUCUUGGCAAUAUAUAAUUGUUUCUGAAUUA
Medicago truncatula (barrel medic) is the source of this 3421-nucleotide messenger RNA. Its product is annotated as disease resistance protein At4g27190. Gene Ontology annotation, molecular function: ATP hydrolysis activity; ADP binding. Lineage: Eukaryota; Viridiplantae; Streptophyta; Magnoliopsida; Fabales; Fabaceae. The transcript is spliced from 2 exons. The record is from RefSeq and is a predicted model, not a curated record. The coding region runs from base 155 to 1678 and encodes 507 amino acids.